AAAACGACGGUGGCGACAGCUAGCUUGACGGAAAAAGUGGGCGCGGCUUGCUCUUUUUGAGGACGUCGACAAACACAAAUCUCUCCCGUAUCUCAACCUUCCGCUCGCGGACUCGGUCUCCAUCGCCGUCGCUUCAUCUCACCUCAACCGACGAGGACCAAAAUCAAGAAGGAAAGUCUUUUUGUCAGCGAGCGAGCAGAACACAAGCACGAGAUCGAGAUGGUGGCCAAACAGAGGAUCAGGAUGGCCAACGAGAAGCACAGCAAGAACAUCACGCAAAGAGGAAACGUGGCCAAGUCCACGAGGAACCUGACGGACGACAAAGGCGUCGGACCCUGGUUGCUCGCCCUCUUCCUCUUUGUUGUCUGCGGAUCAGCCAUCUUCCAGAUCAUCCAGAGCAUCAGGAUGGGCAUGUAGCGAUGACGUCAUCACCCGCCGCCAACAUUCCCGAACUUUGACCCGCCACCGUUCCCGACCGGACCGAACUUUGACCCGCCACCCUUCCCGACUGGAUUCGGCACACGUGCGCGCUGUUUGCGCAACGUGUCGCCGCCGCCGACCUUCCCACUCUUGUUUACCUGAGCCUUAGCCCCGCCCCCGCAGCCUCAUCGGGGUCAAAGUGCGUCCCGUGACCAAAACCGGAGGGAGUACUACGUCAGACAAUAAAAUUCGCUUUCGUGGCUGUUGACUGGUGCUCGUCUUAGAUCACAAGUUUCAUUCCGUCGCUUGUCGGCCAUUUUACGGCAGGGCCGUUCCAUAAAUAGAACAACGGACUGUGUGAUGUAGUCCGACUCCAUAUCGAUACUGAAAAAAUACACAUCCCCAUUUUAUAUACAGUGGGGAGAACAAGUAUUUGAUACACAGUCAAUGGGUUUUCCCCAUUGGCAGUGUAUCAAAUACUUGUUCUCCCCACUGUAUAUGAAUAAAAGCAAAUAUUUUUUGGUGUGAACUCUUAUCCUCGCUAUUGACGGUGACCGAUUGGACGUUCGUUGCCGUCGAUGGCAGACGAUGACCAAAAAAAAUGAGUUCGUCUGGCCAAGAUGCAUGAUGAUUAGUUUAUCACGAGUAGAUGUCCAAUUUCAUUUGAAGGGUGAGUCGACAAGAAAAUGUGCCUAAACAUCUGUCAUGAGUAGUUGAAAGAUGACAAUAAAUUUCUGGUGACAAAAAAACAA
Molecule: messenger RNA, 1172 nt
Organism: Corythoichthys intestinalis (scribbled pipefish)
Lineage: Eukaryota; Metazoa; Chordata; Actinopteri; Syngnathiformes; Syngnathidae
Product: stress-associated endoplasmic reticulum protein 1
Exons: 3
Coding region: 220-417 (65 amino acids)
Biological process (GO): endoplasmic reticulum unfolded protein response
Cellular component (GO): endoplasmic reticulum
Source: RefSeq, a predicted model, not a curated record